AACCUUCACAAUUUCUUCAUCCAACACCUUUCACAAACCAUACACAAAAAUCUUGCAACAUGUCUUCCUUACGCGUUUCCAUACUAAAUAAUAACCCUUUACAUUCUUCUCCAUCUUCUUCCUCUUUCCAGAGAAUCAAUUGUUCUAUCAAUGUCCCUAAACUACCUAAACUCCCCUCUUCAGUUCCCAAAGUGCUAGCAUCAUCUACCAGAAGCAUGGUUGAGGAAAUGGGAAAAUUCAGAGUCAGAGACAAUUAUAACUCUUCUUUUGCGGAAAAGAACCAUACCAGCAAAAUAAUGCACGAUGGUGAUCUUUACAACACUACAAAUUCCCAGGCCGUUAUUCAACUCUAUGCAAUCUUGGAGGCUGUGGCUGACAGAAUUGAAAUGCAUACCAACGUUGGAGAACAACGUAACAAUUGGAACACCCUCUUGUUAAACUCCAUCAACAUGCUAACGCUCACGGCUUCAACCAUGGCUGGUGUUGCAGGCACGGGUAGUUGUGAAGGGGCACCACUUUUGGCUCUUAAACUAUCAUCUGCUCUUUUGUUUUCUGCAGCCACUGGGAUGCUACUUGCUACCAACAAAAUCCAGCCCUCACAGCUUGCCGAGGAACAAAGAAAUGCUGCAAGGCUUUUUAAGCAGCUUCAGGCACAGAUCCAAACCACAAUCGCUGUUGGAAAUCCCAGUGAAAGUGAUGUGAGGGGUGCUAUGGAGAGGGUUUUGGCGUUGGACAAAGCAUAUCCGAUGCCUUUGUUGGGAGGAGCAAUGCUUGAAAAGUUUCCUGAAAAGUUUGAAGGUGCUAGAUGGUGGCCACAAAGAAGAUUGAACAAUGAGAAAGCACAGAUGAAGGGUAAGAGCAAUAAUGGAUGGAGUGUGGAGCUGGAAGAGGAAAUGAGGGAGGUUGUUGAAGUGGUGAAGAGAAAAGACAUGGAAGACUAUGAGAGGUUGGGGAACAUUGCUCUGAAGAUAAACAAGGGUUUAGCUAUUUCAGCACCUUUGCUCACAGGAAUUGCUGCAUUAGGGUGUUUGUUUUCAGGAGACUCAUUAGUUCCUGUGGUAGCAGGGUCCUUGGCUUCGGUGGUGAAUGCUCUUGAGCAUGGAGGGCAAGUUGGAAUGGUGUUUGAAAUGUACAGAAACUGUGGUGGAUUUUUCCAGCUUUUGGAAGAGACAAUUGAAGCCACAAUUGAAGAGAAAGACUUGGAGAAAAGAGAAAACGGAGAACUCUUUGAAUUGAAAAUGGCCUUGCAAUUGGGAAGAAGUGUAUCACAGCUGAGAGAACUUGCUUCAAAAUCUGCUGCAUAUCGCAUAGAAGGGAGGGAGAUAGAUGAAUUCGCCAGCAAACUCUUCUGAGAUGAAACAUUUUUUAAUUUUUUUUGUUUAAUUAUUUACAUACCAUUCUUUUCAGAAAUGUAUAUAUUGUGUAUUUAUCUGACAUGCAAAAGUGAGAGAGAAUAUAUUUAGAUGAAAGUGUAAUUUUUUUGGUAAAAGAUUUAAGGUGUGGAUACAUGUACAUGGAAUGAUGACUAGUUCACAUUACUUUUAAUAAUGUUUUUUUUUUUUUUU
Messenger RNA from Vigna unguiculata (cowpea), 1565 nucleotides. Its product is annotated as putative F-box protein At4g22030 pseudogene. The record is from RefSeq and is a predicted model, not a curated record. Lineage: Eukaryota; Viridiplantae; Streptophyta; Magnoliopsida; Fabales; Fabaceae.